This is a messenger RNA of Tachyglossus aculeatus (Australian echidna), 4419 nucleotides long. RefSeq names its product isoprenylcysteine carboxyl methyltransferase (gene ICMT). Gene Ontology annotation, biological process: C-terminal protein methylation. Bases 1 to 855 code for a protein of 284 amino acids. NCBI's taxonomy places the organism in Eukaryota, Metazoa, Chordata, Mammalia, Monotremata, Tachyglossidae. The record is from RefSeq and is a predicted model, not a curated record. Gene Ontology annotation, cellular component: membrane; endoplasmic reticulum. The transcript has 5 exons. Gene Ontology annotation, molecular function: protein C-terminal S-isoprenylcysteine carboxyl O-methyltransferase activity.
AUGGCGUCGGGCCCGUCCCGGGUUCCGGCGGGCUCCGAGGCGCGCCUGAGCCUGGCGGCCUUCCUGCUGGGCGGCUCGGUCACCGGGCUGCCCCUGCUGACGAGCGCCGGCCUGCAGGGCCGCACCGGGCUGGCCCUCUACGUGGCCGGACUCAACGCGCUGCUGCUGCUGCUCUACCGCCCGCCGCGCUACCAGAUAGCCAUUCGAGCCUGCUUCCUGGGCUUCGUCUUUGGAUGUGGUUUGCUGCUAAGUUUUAGCCAGACCUCUUGGAAGCAUUUUGGCUGGUAUAUGUGUUCCUUGUCCUUAUUCCAUUAUUCUGAGUAUUUGGUGACAGCAGUCAAUAAUCCUAAAAGUUUGUCCCUGGACUCUUUUCUUCUGAAUCACAGCAUAGAAUAUUCAGUUGCCGCUCUCUCAUCCUGGAUAGAGUUCACAGUUGAAAAUAUCCUUUUUCCAGAAAUAAAGCAGAUUUUCUGGCUCAGUACCAUUGGGUUACUGAUGGUGGUCUUUGGGGAAUGUCUGAGGAAAGUGGCUAUGCUUACUGCUGGUUCAAAUUUCAACCAUGUUGUUCAGAAUGAGAAAUCAGAAACUCAUACUUUAGUGACAAGUGGAGUCUACGCUUGGUUCAGGCACCCCUCUUAUGUUGGCUGGUUCUACUGGAGUAUUGGAACUCAGGUGAUGCUCUGUAACCCCAUCUGCGUGAUGGGCUACACCGUGGUCGUCUGGCGAUUUUUUCGCGAUCGAACAGAAGAGGAGGAAAUCUCAUUAAUUCACUUCUUCGGGGAGGAGUACCUGGAGUAUAAAAAGAAGGUGCCGACCGGCUUGCCUUUUAUAAGUGGCGUCAAAGUGGAGCUGUAAUGGGUGAAAUACAAUCCAGGGGCAUUUCUGGUCAUAAAAGAAACCGAACAAGGUAACCUUGGGUGCUGGGCAGCAAAUAAGAGUGAACGGCACAUUGUACUACACCACAAAGGAUUUUAGUAGCCAUUUUUGAUCCUACCCUCUGAGCACCUCUAAGAGCUAGGUGGUCAGAAGGCCUAAUGAAUGCAUGAGAUCAAAAGGUCCAUCAUUGCCCCUAGCCAAGGUAGAACUUCCUACUAAUAUGAAGCGAGGAGCAAAUCAGUUAUUUACUUAGUGAUCCUUGAAACUUAAUACUGGUAAGAAGAUGAAAAGAAGGCCUUUUCCCAUGAGAGGUACAGUGUUUUACCCUCAUUACCCUGAAGAUUUCCUGGAAACGGAGUCGCUACUUCCCCUUAAUGUGAAUAUCAUAGAAGGGGUAGUGGCAUCUAUAAGUGCUUCUUAUUUUUAGUGCAAACUCAUUUUGAAGCUUUCUCACCUAAAGAGAAAGGCCAGGCAGCAUAACUUUACCCACUUUGUUUCCAUCUUUUAAAUUCAUGAACAUCUAUUUCAUUUUGAAGACAAUGUCUGGUUGUUCACAUUAUUCUUUCUGAUGGCUGGGUUACUGAGUAUCUUUUGGCAUCUGCCUGAAUCAGUUCCACUAAGUGAACAGUCGCCAAGCUUGCAUUUAUCAGUACGUAAGGGUAAAAAUGGACAUUGUUCAAUACCUGGACUGUCUUUAGGGGAGGGACAGUUGAGUGUGGCAUUUUUUCCUGGGCUCACUUUUUUUUCCUCCUUCCCUAGGAUUGUAAAAAAGUAUUAUGAGUGGGAAGGGGGUGCCUGGGUAUUUAGCGUUUCGCCCACUUGAAAAUUAUUCAGCUUUGUGGGAAGGAGAGUCGGGUCUACUGGAAAUGAUCACUGCCCACCACUGAAAUAGAUCACUGGAAAAGUUCGCUCCUCUUUUGCUUUGCCAUUCUGCUCUAGUGCAUUGUUUAUGCUUUAAGUGCUCAUUGUGGGACUGUGCUAAACUGUUUGUCCUCCGUCUUGUCCAUUCCAUUCAGGUGUCCAUAAAUGGCUUUUCAAAUGAUCACUUUGGGGUUGGGCAACAAUUUCAGUUCACUCCCUGGUGAAAGAAACCUUAAUUGUUGAGAGAAAUUCGAGCUGCAGGCCAAAUGUCAAUAACUGCAAGCUUUUCUGAAUCAAAUGUACAAGCUUUGAGAAGUACUUCAUGUUUGGUUCUGGAAUAGGUUUGUAGAUGAGCUUUUAUCUGGGGAAGAAAUCCUCCGAAAAGGGUGGGAAGUGGCACUGGUGAUAUUUGAACGAGGAGGCAGCCUGGUCCAGUGGGGAGAGAGCACUGGCUUGGGUCAGGAAAUUAGGGUUCAAGUCCCAGUCUUACUGCUGACUCACUGUGUGGCCUUGGGUAAGUCACUUAACCCCUCUGUGCCUCAAGUUUCCCCAUCUAAGAAAUGGGGUUAAUAAUACUUGCCACCUACCUCACAGGGGUUUUUGUGAGGACUCAUGAGAUAAAUGUCUGUUAAACACGUUAGAUGAGACGUGUAUAAACACAAGCUAUAUUUAUAUAUGAUGAUUCUGUGGAAAAUAGGGAAACAUUUGGAUGACUGUCUCCAUAUAAAAAUGACACAUUUUGCCAUUUAGAAAUCUUUAAUUCCAGAUUUUGCAAUUUUAUUUUAUUUCCUGUUCCUAUAUACCAAAGAGGUUUGCAGGUACUUUGAUAACUUGGUAGGAGAACUAGAUGGGAAACUGCUAGGCUUGGAAGUAUUUGCCUAUUUACAGAACUCUAAUAGGAUGAAGAAAAAAAAUUGUACUGAAGCAGUCAGUGUUGUCUCUAACAACCACUUAGUCCCUGAGGGAGAGUUUAAAUGCAAAUAUUUUGUAACUUCAUUUGAGGUAAUUCCAAGCUCAUUCCCCCUCCAAGCCAUGAUCCACUGAACAACCUCCUUUCCUAGAGCAGCACAAUAUUGGAAAGAAUCGUAGAACUUUUUAGGCAGUCCUUUCUCCAGGCCAUUGAGUUUUCCUUGCUGAACCUGGCAAGAGGCACAUUCAGGCUUUCAUUCCAUGUGAAGGGCGACUUGUUGUUUGUUUGUUUAGGAGAGAGCUACUGCCGGGGCGUAUAUGUUCUGUAGACUUUACGGGGACAGCAAGGCUGAAGGUGUUGUUAAAGUAUUCCUCCGCCUCCGCCAUCAGUCUCCCAAGUGCGAUACCUUCAUUUGACUGUCCCUGGAGAUAGCCAAGGCUGUUCUAAACCUAGGUCUUAAAUGUUGCACUGUGAUAUGUUGCUGCUGUUAAGCUACCCUAACUGUGCUAUUCGACCCUCUAGUUGGUUUAGGGAGAUGAUGAUGGUGGAAAUUAUCUGGGUGCUGGAGAGAGGUCCUGUUUCCACCUUAAGACGCAAAGCCAGAGUGAAAGUUGCAGAUUACUUUGAGAGAAUGCAAAACAUUUUCAGGACAGUGUUUGAGUCCUCCUUAUCACACCCCGGUUCUGGCCCCAGUGCUCUUUAGUUUCAUUUUAAAUAUAUAAACGUAGCAAUAACAGUAUACAUUGCAGAAAGUUAAGUGCUUCUGUGGCGUUCAGUGCAAAAUCCACAACACUGAUUCCUUCUAGUUAAUAAAUUCUCCAGAGUAUUUUGUUUUCUGUUUUUUCCCCCUUUUGAUGGUUUUUAAACUGACAUUUUUAUUCAGAAAAUAGGUUCUGUGAAACAGAAAGCUUUUUAAAAUACCUGAAAAUGAAUUCUCAUUACCGCGUGAAGAUUUGUAGGCUACUCCAUGUUUGGCUUAUGGGGAAUAAGUUCCACUGUGGGUCAGUUAUGUGUUGCAAGAUCCCUAGGUGAUCCCAGGGAGAGUUGGAAAUCUCACUACACUGGCUUCUAGGCCUUUAGAGAGCCCAUUUGGGAUUGGCCAAUUCUUGCCAUCUGUUCAUGCACAGUUCUCCCCUGUUCUCUUACAUUUCUGGAUGGUCGACCAAAUGGAAAACAAUGAUUCCUAAUUCAAACAGUGGUGAUAACAUACCGACGAGUUCAUCAUCAAUCGUAUUUAUUGAGCGCUUAGUGUGUGCAGAGCACUGUACUAAGCGCUUCGAGUUCUUCUCGAAAGACCCGGGACCAAAAUCAGUCAUUGGUUUGAUCUCCCAGGAAAAGGCACUUAACCACUUGGCCAUCCCUUGCACUUUUUUAUUGCCUGGGGUAGUUUCUAAACUCCCACUGUAUGUUGUUUUUGUAAGAAUUUGGUGGUGAUCACAUAAAGGCCUGAGCAUUUCCAUGGUAGUGGGAGAUCAUAAACUUGUAUGUUGCUCCCCUUCUACAAAGGCUUGUUAACUUGUGAGGGGAUAGGGAAAGUUCUUUCCCAGCUUCCACCUGGAGCAGUCUGGUUUACCUGCUCUUUGGAUAGCCUGCCCCAUACCAAGGGUGUAUUAAACUAAUGGAGUAAUUGUUCUACUCUUCUUUUUACAUGAAAAAAUGUUUACAUGAAAAAAGGUUUAUUUAAGUAUUUGAAAAUGGAUUUUCUUUUCACAGAUGUUGAUUAUGCUUUCCAUUUCUUAAAUAAAACUGAACUUGACUUCAGUAUGAGACGG